Molecule: messenger RNA, 2324 nt
Organism: Lactuca virosa
Lineage: Eukaryota; Viridiplantae; Streptophyta; Magnoliopsida; Asterales; Asteraceae
Source: the annotation of a GenBank genome assembly
AUGAAUCCUUGUGUUUUUUUAAUUUUCUCACUUCUCUUGCUAAAUGCUGAGACUACAACUUCCAACCAAUUGGGAGGAGGAGAUGAAAAUGGUGUUAUUAUGAGAAAGUGUUCUGAUAAGGAGAGACAUGCUCUCCUUGAUUUCAAAGCUCGCCUCCAAGACCCCGAUGAAACUCUCUCUACAUGGAGAGCUGAAGAAGAAGAUUAUUGUAAAUGGAGAGGAGUCAAAUGCAACAACCAAACACAUCAUGUCACAGGGCUUGAUGUUGAAGGACUUGGUCUUGUAGGUGAGAUUAGCAAUUCUUUGCUUAAUUUAAGCAGUUUGAAUCAUCUUGAUCUUUCCUACAAUUCUUUUAAUGGAACCAUUUCCACCUUCAUUGGUACCAUGACUCGUUUAAGGCACCUUGACCUUGGUUGGAAUCAGUUUAAUGGAAUCAUUCCCAGGACCAUUGGUUCCAUGACUCGUUUAAGGUACCUUGACCUUCGUUUCAAUCAUUUUAAUGGAAUGAUUCCUAGGUCCAUUGGUUCCUUGACAGAAUUAAGAGUUGAGAACCUCGACUGGUUGUCUCAUCUCUCUCAUUUGGAGUCACUUGAAAUGGAUGGGAUUUCUCUAGCCAAACAAAAUUAUUGGGUAGAUGUGAUUCUGAGUCUCCCAAAACUAUCUUCUUUAAGCUUAACAGGAUGUGAGCUGUCACAGGUCAUGUAUCCAUAUUCUUCUUCAUUUCUCAACUCUUCUUCAUCUAUAAAAACCCUUUUUCUUGGAAACAACAAUCUCAACUCAUCCAUGUAUGGUUGGUUGUUCCCAUUAACCAGCAAUAAGCUUCGCAUUCUUGAUCUCUCUGACAACAUGUUAGAUGGGAUUCCCAAAUAUCUUGGUAACCUCUGUAGUUUGCAAAUUUUGAGUUUCGAUAACAACUCUCUUGUUGUCAAUUUUCCUGAUUUUCUCAACAACUUGUCAUCUGGAUGCACAUCGCUUACAUUACAAAAGUUGCUUGUUGGACAUAACCGAUUUAUAGGGACACUCUCCAAUGAGAUCCUAACAUUCAAAAAUCUGGCCACUCUAGAUAUGAGAUCUUGCAAUCUAGGGCCUCACUUCCCCAGAUGGAUUCAAACUCUGAAAAAUCUUACAUUUCUUGAUAUUGUCAAUAAUGGAAUUUCAGGCACAAUUCCUCUGGGGUUUUGGGACAUGUGGCCUUCUCAAUUAACACAUCUGAAUCUCUCUUCCAACAACAUCAGUGGGAAAGUACCAGACUUAUCUUCAAAUUUUGGCAACAAUUCUAGGAUAGAUUUGAGUUCCAACAGAUUUUAUGGUCCAAUAACAAAUAUCUCUUCAACUGUGGCAUUACUAAAUCUUUCUAGAAACAAAUUCUCUGGAGGAAUCUCCUUCAUAUGCCAAUUUGUCGAUGGGUUUUUACAAUUUCUUGACCUCUCCCAUAAUGUUCUAAGCGGACAGCUUCCAGACUGUUUGUGGCGUUUAAAAGAACUAAAAAUUCUUAAUCUAGAAGACAACAAUCUAUCUGGAAGGCUUCCUACCUCUUUUGGAUCUUUGAUUAAACUCGAGUCAUUGGAUUUGUACAAGAACAAUUUCUCCGGAGAAUUGCCUCUGUCUCUAAAGAGUUGCACGAGCUUAAACUCAUUGAAUUUGGAGGCCAACAAGUUUUCUGGAAAUGUGCCUGUUUGGAUUGGGGAAAAUUUAUCAAGGUUGUAUGUUCUUACCCUAAGAUCAAACUCAUUCUUUGGAACCAUCCCUUUACAGUUAUGUCAGUUGACUAAUCUUCAAAUUCUGGAUUUGUCAAUGAACAAUCUCCAUGGAACCAUCCCCUCGUGUUUGGAUAAUCUUACAAGAAUGGCUCAAGCAGUCUUUCUGCGUGCGUCUUCUUUUUGCCUUCUCGCCCAAAUCUUUGUUCCAAUCGGCUACAGUUUUCUGGCAACUUUUGCUGAAUUAGAUGAUGGACAAUCCUUACCAAGUUUUCUGAAAAGUACACAGCCAAUAUUGGCCCGUGGAAGUCAAAAGAUAAGGUAGAGAAGUCAGAAAGUUGAAUGGUAAUUCAGGAUUUCCUUUUUUGCAUCUUUCAAGCCGAUACUCCUUCAAAUUCAAAGACACAGAUGUUGGUUGUUAUUUAAAAUAACAUUAUCAAAGUGUGUUGUUUUAAAUAGGUGUAGCUGACGUCCGCCUGUUACCUCUUUUUAAUUUAGAGCUACCGAUGACGAUCAAUUAGAAGUCGCUCAUUAUGCAUUAUUGGGUCAAUAUUGUUUUUAUGUUACAUUAUAAGUCCAACACCAUUCCUUUUAUGAAAUUGCUUUCCAUAUUCUACCACCACAAUG